Messenger RNA from Plectropomus leopardus (leopard coralgrouper), 3891 nucleotides. It is a transcript of the gene gan, whose product is annotated as gigaxonin. NCBI's taxonomy places the organism in Eukaryota, Metazoa, Chordata, Actinopteri, Perciformes, Serranidae. Gene Ontology annotation, molecular function: protein binding. Gene Ontology annotation, biological process: cytoskeleton organization. The record is from RefSeq and is a predicted model, not a curated record.
AGCAGCAGAUGAGGCACACCUGCCUCCGCUCAGCUCAUCAGUCUGCCCACAUGAGGCUGGUCUUCCCUCCGCUGCUCUGCCAGAUUAUUCGCUCACCGUGGAGGAAUGCCAGAAAAAUGUUUUCUUCAAGAAUUAAUCGUAACAGGAGUCAAGCCCAGACAUGCCCGACUCUGUAUCCAGUGAACCCGGUUCCAAGGUUUCGGAUCCACAGCACUCCCAGAAGCUCCUCAGGGUCCUUCGCACCUUCUGGCAGGAGCAAAGUUUCCACGAUGCGCUGCUGGUGGUUGAUGGAGAGGAGCUUCCUGUCCAGAAAAACAUCCUGGCUGCUGCCAGCCCGUAUAUCAGGACCAAGCUGAACUACAACCCUCCAAAGGAAGACGGGUCCACAUACAGAAUCGACCUGCAGGGGGUCUCCAUGCCCAUCAUGAAACAGAUCCUGGACUACAUCUUCAGCGGUGAAAUCACUUUGAGUGAAGAGACCAUCCAGGACAUGGUGCAGGCGUCAGACCUGCUCCUCAUGACCGACCUCAAGUCCCUGUGCUGCCAGUUCUUAGAGAGCUGCAUCACUGCAGAGAACUGCCUCGGCAUCCGGCUCUUCUCCCUGCACUACUGCCUCUACCACGUCCACCACGCCGCCACCGAGUUCCUGCAGACACAUUUUGGCGACGUUGCGCGCACCGAGGAGUUCAGAGAGCUUCCCCCGGACCGGCUCUGUGAGGUGCUGGCCAUGGAGAAGCUGAAUGUGGGCAAUGAGAAGCAUAUCCUGGAGGCCGUGGUGCGAUGGUUGGCGCAUGACGCAGAGGACCGUAAGGUCCACAUGAAAGAAGUGAUGUCUGCUGUGUGGGUGCAGGGCCUGGACUUGAGCUACCUGAGAGAGCAGGCCAUGGGAGAGCCUCUGAUGAGGGAGGUGAUCAGAGAGUACUGUCAGCAGGUGCUCACGGCCGGUCAGCUGCACGGAGAAGCUCUGCUCGCCGCCUUCAAACCCAGAGGUUACUCAGAGUGCAUCGUCAUUGCUGGUGGAGAAGAUCGCAAAACCAAGAAGCUGACUGCUGCGACGCGCUGCAUGUGUCCGCUCUACGACACCAACAGACAGUCCUGGAUCGAUCUGCAGCCAAUGAGCGUCGCCCGCCUCGGCCAUGGGGUGGUCGCUGCCGAGGGUUUUCUGUUCAUCAUGGGCGGAGUAGAUGAACACAACACAGUUCUCGACAGCGGAGAGAAAUAUGACCCAGACUCCAACACCUGGAGCCCCAUACCCCCGAUGCUGCAGGCUCGUCAGAGCUUUGGUGUGGUGGAGCUGGACGGUCUGAUCUACGUUCUCGGAGGAGAGAACAAAGAAACGGAGCUGAUCACUGUUGAAGUGUUUGACCCUCACUUCAAUACCUGGAAAAUGCAGACCAGUAUGACCAUGAUCCGCAAGGUUGGCUGCUACGCCUCCAUGAAUAAGAAGAUCUACGCCAUGGGUGGGGGCUCCUACGGGAAGCUAUUUGACUCCGUUGAAUGCUAUGACCCUAAGACCCUGCAGUGGACGGGCCUCUGUCCUCUGAAAGAGAGGAGGUUUGGGUCGGUGGCGUGUGGGGUCGGCCAGGAGCUCUACGUGUUUGGCGGAGUUAGAAGCAAGGAGAACGACAAUCCUGAGCAAAGACAGAUGACGACCUGCAAGUCUGAGUUCUACCAUGAUGAGAUGAGGAGGUGGAUGCUCCUUGACGACCAGACGCUGUGUAUCCAGACCAGCUCUUCCUUCAUUUACGGAGCUGUUCCCAUCGGAGCCAGCAUCUAUGUCGUGGGCGACCUUGAUACAGGAACAAGCUUUGACUACAUUCGGGAGUUUCGCCGCAGCACCGGGACGUGGCAUCGCACCAAGCCCAUGCUACCCACCGACCUUUCCAAAACAGCCUGCGCCGCACUGCGUAUCGCCAACUGUCGACUGUUUCGCCUUCAGCUGAGUCAAGGCAUGUUCCGAAUCCGAAUCUGACUUCAGGACAGCAGCCUUGUGUCGACUUCACUCCACUUUUGCACACUGGUACUCUCUACCUGCUGUAAGUCUGGGUUUAGGGAUUUUAUGAACACUAAAUUAUUAUAGUCGCUAGAUGUUGAGGAUUGGAACUCUUUGUUGAGGAGUUUAUGCUCGACUGAGACUUGACGGGACAAAUGCUCAUCUUUUUUUAUUACAUUUUUUAAUAUUUUUUUUAACAUGGGGUUUGAUCAGUUUUGGCUUUUUACGUUACUGGACAUUCCUGGUUUGUAAUGUUUACUGAUGAUCUGUUGCUUUGUGAGGGAUCUAAACUGUAAGUAACAUGUUACAUGAGGAAUCAUGAUUAACAUUUUAAAUGCACUGCUGUGUUGCAAUCUGUAUUUUAGGAGGGAUUAUCUUUCUGGCCAAUCACAGACAAGGUGAUCAUUUGUAAAGAUUUUUGGAACAGCUGCAGUGGAGGCUGAGUGUUACACAUUUUUUGGUUUUAUAAGUCUUCAGCGGGAAGUGAGAUUUUGGUGUCGGUCAGAGAGCUGCGGGACCUUCUGUGUUAUAGCAAUGAUCUUAUGGGUUCAGCUUAUGUCACACUGUGCAAGCUGGCUCUAAUAAAAUCAUCACAGCACCAAAUUUGAGGCUUAUUAGACUUUCAAACUGUAGUGUGCAAUAUAAAAAUAGAAAAAAAAAGCAAGCAGUGAAACGUCAUCAAAUCAUAAUAUCCGUCUGUACCACUUUGUAGUUGUAAGGAAGCAAAACAAAGAAUGUUUUGUGGCCAUAGCGCAGGCCCUGUCUUUGUCUUUAUUUGUAGUGUUAUUUUAAAGCGGACUAAAUUGCAUCGGUAAGCGUGUUCAGCGUUACUUCACACGCUGAUUGGAGGGUUUUUAGAUGUAGGUCAGUUACUUGUGAGAAGGUAGUGGUACCCUGGGAACAGACGACCUAAAGCACACCGAGCAUCGCCAGCAAAACCAUUGCUUCCUUUCGCUGCAGCACAUCUGUAAAGCGCUCCUCUCUUGCUCCUGCACGAUGUAUUUAUCUGGCAGUUUUUGGGCGCGUAUAAAAGUCCAAAUAUUUCCAACUUUUCGCACUGUUCAUUAGGGUCGCACAUAGCCCUGCCUCACAGAUGCUCACGGCUGUUUUUCAGAUGCACUUCCAACGUGUUUCUGGAGCAGUCGCACCUGGCAAGAUCCAUCUUAUUGGUACCAACUGUAGCCGUUUUUACAGAGUUUGCACUAUAGAGCUGCUACAAAGUCUCCUCUUUAUGUCUCCUUUGCAUUUUUCACACAGGACCAAACAAUAGCGGCAUCAUCCUGCUCCAGUGUGUGAUUAUAGUCAGCAGCUUCUGCCUCUAGUGUGACGUAUAACGUACAUGUCUGCAGUGCUUUAUAAAUGAUAACAAUGGAGUAACAUGUCAGUAACAGCCAUUUAUAAUCCCUGUUACACAGCAGCUUUAAAUGUAGUCCUUCAAAGUAAAUUUGUACAUUUGUCUUUUUAUUUGAAGAACAGUGAAUCACCCAACACAUGUACAUACAAAUACACAACUGUAACUGUACCAGUAUUAGUCUUAGUAUUACAUCAAUAAUUGUGUAAAAUAAGAAACCAAAGUAUAUCAGUAUGUGACCCAUAACUCCACAUAUUGGCAUGUUGUCAACACGUCUAAAUACUUCAACAUAAUCAAAUUCCUGAAUUUCAGUUAUGGCUUUUGGUUUUGAUGAGACAUCCUCAGAUAUUUAGUGGCUUCAUCUGGUCACCUUUAUUAAAAAUUUCUGAGGAGCAUACACAAAACCCUCUAUUGGCUUUAAGAAAUAUGUCUGUUGUCCAACAAAAGCAAAGGGGAAUGUAACAGGAGGUUUUAAUAGAGCCGUAAAGUCCGCAAAGGAGGGAGGACGUUGAGUUGAAUUGAUUGGUCAAUAAAUGUUUGACUUUAA